This is a messenger RNA of Vitis vinifera (wine grape), 1289 nucleotides long. RefSeq names its product short chain aldehyde dehydrogenase 1. The record is from RefSeq and is a predicted model, not a curated record. Bases 280 to 1128 code for a protein of 282 amino acids. The transcript is spliced from 2 exons. Lineage: Eukaryota; Viridiplantae; Streptophyta; Magnoliopsida; Vitales; Vitaceae. Gene Ontology annotation, molecular function: oxidoreductase activity, acting on the CH-OH group of donors, NAD or NADP as acceptor.
GGUGGAGCCAGUGGCAUAGGCGCCUGCACUGCCAAGUUAUUUGUGAAACAUCUUUUUUUAAUGAAUAAGAUGCUUGGAAUAUAUUUGUAAGACUAACGUGGCCCGACCGGCCCAUUGUUAAGAAAUUUAGCCGCCCCAGUCUUGGGCUUAGAACUUUUAUUUUUAAAUGACCAAGUUGGGAGUUGUGACGUACAUUGUUGAGAAUUUUGUCCUAUAAAGACAGAAAACAUUGAGAAGAAAUUGCCCCAGAUCUUUCCUCUUCUUCAUCACACGGCAGAAAUGAAUGCUGCCAUUCCCCUCACCCAGAGGUUAUCAGGUAAGGUGGCACUAAUAACUGGCGGAGCCAGUGGCAUAGGCGCCUCCACUGCCAAGUUAUUUGUGAAACAUGGUGCCAAGGUCAUAGUUACAGAUGUCCAAGACCAACUUGGGCGCUCCGUUUGCAAAGAAAUUGGUCCAGAAGAAACCGUUUUCUAUGACCACUGCGAUGUAACAUGUGACUCCGACGUCCAAAACGCCGUCGACACUGCCAUAUCCAAGUAUGGGAAACUCGACAUCAUGUUCAGCAACGCCGGCAUCUCAGGCGAGGUGGAUUCAGAAAUCUUACUCUCUGAUAACACAAACUUUAAGCGGGUUUUCGAUGUGAAUGCGUAUGGGGCUUUCUUGGCCGCUAAGCAUGCCGCUAGAGUUAUGAUUCCAGCUAAGACAGGAUGUAUUAUAUUUACGUCAAGUGUGGCUUCAGUUGUUUCGGGGGAGAUCUCACAUGCAUACGUGGCAUCGAAGCAUGCUGUGGUGGGACUUGCCAACAACUUAUGUGUGGAGUUGGGACAAUAUGGGCUAAGAGUGAAUUGUGUAUCUCCUUUCGGAGUGCCAACACCCAUGUUACAGAAAGGAGUAGGAAUAAUGGAGAAGAGGAAGGUUGAAGAGUUAGUUUCCUCUGCGGCCAACCUAAAAGGUGCGGCGUUAGAGGCGGAAGACAUCGCAGAGGCAGCCUUGUAUCUGGGGAGCGAUGACUCCAAGUACGUUAGCGGGAUCAACUUGGUGGUGGAUGGCGGUUACAGCAUUACUAAUCCCUCUUUGGGAAUGGUACUCAAGUCUCACUCGUCAUCAACCCAUCCAUCCCAAAACUAAAAUCAAUCCCUUCUUAAUUCUAUUUCCUAAUAAAUUAACCUAGUUUUGUCAACGUUCUCAUGUUCAUAUUUCAUGUUGUAACCAACUCAGAAUUCUGAAAUUCACAUUGCGAACCAGGUUUUAUGGAAAUUUUUUGUAAUAAAGUACCAUUCAUCGGUCCA